AUUUAAAACCUAAAACGUUAGCGUAAAUCCAUCUUAAUUCUUCAGCUGUUCUGUGAUAGUGAAUUAUGCUUCAUAAGUAGCAAAUGUAAUACCAUAUCUCAUACUUUUUAAAACUAUCUGGAACUGUGCGUAUAUUACUGCUUGCCCUAUAAAGGAAUGGGCUGUUGUGCGUAUAUACGUGCUUAAGAUUCAGAGCAGAAUAUUCUAUUUAUGACGAUAUAAGGUGAUUUCGUAGUUACGUACCAUUACUCAAGUUUUAUUUAGUUAAAAAUGUAUUUCAGCAUCGUGGCAACAUUCAAAUUAUUAAUGAGAUGGUUGGCAUACAUUCAAAUAAUGACAAGGAUAUAAUUAAAUUUAUUAAAGUAUACAUGGGCAGCCUAGUUUGUGUUUCAGUUUUGUUGGUAAAGGCCUCUUGUAGAUUCUUGCUGAAACAAUCUUCAUGACCAGCUCUUGCAGGGAAAUCUGUAAUGCAAACACAUACAGAAGUCACAAGUCUGUUAGGAUGUUCAGAUUGCAAGUCUAGUUUCAACUCUGCUUCCUUGCUGCUGCAACAUUUUGCUCAACACGUCUCUCAGGAAGCCAUUGGCUGUCAGUUAAAGCAUGUCAGUAUCCAGCUAUCUGAUGAUGUGGCACAGUGUAUACAGAAACAUGCCUCAGUACCAGAUUUACAGAAAAAGAAAACGGAAACCAUUCUAGAAAAAGUAUUAAAACGCAAUUCAGCCUUGCGCCAUUUGACAGUAACCAGCCAUUGUGAACCAGGUCCCUCAGCAGGUAAUGAAGAUAUUGGAACAUUUCCUGACACAAGUUUGUCUUCCCCAUCAUCAGUGUUGCAAACAGUAGGUCCAGAUCAACUCUGCUGCAUGACGGCAGGCUCUUUGAAAACAGAGGUUCUGAAAAAUAACACUUCACCUGGACUGGAUAUGUUGUUGGAAAUUGGGCAGCAUGGAGGAGAGAACAGUCAGGGUUCACAGCAUAUCUUUUCUUCUUCAUCAUUGUCAUCAUCAUCAUCAUCUUAUUCUUCCAGUGAUGUUCAGCUUGUUAAAUAUGACCUUCAGAAACGUUUGGAAAAUUGCAUAACUAAAUUAACAUCAAAGCAGGAAAAUGGGCUAAAGUCAGGAAACAAAAAAUCUUUUAAAAGUGGCGCCACUAAUUUAUCAGAACCAGACAAGAAAAUUCAACUGUAUCCUGUACAGUAUAAACCAAAUUCAGAACUGGCAGGUAACAUAAGUGCCAUUAAAAUGGAGGAGUAUGCAAAGAGUAAUGAAGAAUCAGAGGACUUUAACCCUUUAAAAUUUUGUUUUGUAACCUUGGAGGAAAGUGAGGGCAAUGCAGAAGAGCAAAAAGGGAAGGUGGCUGAAGAAUCCAUGGUCAAGACUCCACGGGGUGCAUCAAGUCGCAAACAGAAAACUCCAAAGAAAGUGUACUACCAUCAAAACGGAAAACUGAACCACAAUUAUGUAGCAUCAGAACUUGUUUCAGGUGAUUCUGAGAAGGUUGUUUCUUCCUGUGCAUCUAGGAAGAAAUACCCUUGUCACUUAUGUUCGAAAGUAUUUGGGUGGUCUACUGAUCUCAAACGGCACAUCUUGACCCAUACUGGAGAACGCCCUUUUAAAUGUAGUGCUUGUCAAGCCACGUUCACUCGCAAUUUUCUCCUUCAGAAACACCAGAGGAAAAUUCACAGUUCUUGUUUCACGGUGUCACAGGAAAGUGCAAUAUCCAGUCUGUAUCCUUCUUCAAAUAAAGAGCAGAUCUGGAAAGGUGUAAAAGAAGAAAGUGAAAAUAGUACUUUGAAAUGUAUGACUCAGUGUAGUGAUGAUAGUGAUGAAGAUAGAUUGGUGAUAUGUGAUGAUGAGAAACCAAACGGAUCUGUGCCAAGCUGUAUGGGGACAAAGUCACAGCAUAAAAACUCAUACAAAAUUAAUUCAGCAAAGAAAAGAAAAGAACUACAGUACAAGAUCUCUUCGUAUGGAAUUUUUUCACAUGAAGCCUUAAAUAUUUUAUAGAUGUAUUUAAAUAAUAUGGAAACAGUAUUGAAGCUAUAGUGUAUAGUGUGAGUAUUUAUUUUAUAAAUAUCAUGCACAUUUUUGUGCUAGGAUUGGAAUUUAUAAUUAAGAAAAAUAAUCUAUAUACAAAAACCACAAUACAAUAACUUUUUGAAUACCAUAAAGAUGACCAAAUUUUUAUAUCCUUCAGAUUAUAUAUUUACAUACAACAUAUUUUUAUAGUCAGAUUUAAAAAUAAACCCUCAGAUUAUAUAUUAAAAUUAGUUAUUUUUCAUUAUAAUCAAGAAGCCAGUAAGUUACCAACUUUUAAGUUUUACAUUCUCAAUAGCAUUAGUACAUACUAAUUGAAAGUUUCCUUACAUGAAGGACUUAGAGUUUCUGAAUAUAAAAUUGCAUUAGUACUUUAAAGCAAAAUGUGACUUAAACAUAGGAAAGCAUUUAGAUUUGUGUUCACUAUAUGUUCCUAAUUAUACUGAAUUGUGUCAUUUAAACAUUAUCCUCAGGUCUGAUUAAAGCAGCAACUCCUAUAACACACCCCGAUGCUUUGGCCUAAUGUUUUAGAGUUUAUGAUUAGAAUAGUGUUGAAAGUUUUAAAUUUGAAAUAAUAAUUUAUAUUUUUUAUAACUAAAAAAUAAAAAUAAAAUCCAUUUGGUGGAAUUUGAAGUUUUCACGGCAGUGAGUCCGAAGAUGGCGGUCUUUUGGGUUAUAGCAGCCAAUGUUUCAGAGGUUGUUGCUGCCUGUAUCAUCGGGAUGAAUGUUGGUAAACUUCGACCAGACUACAUGGUGCCACAACCCAGAAGACAGCCAUCUUCAAAAUCCAUUUGCUAGAAACAAUUUUAGCUGCAACAGAACUGAAGCAUGAGGUAUAUACCUAAUGGUUAUGUUUUUUAUUUCUAAAAUAUAAGCAUAAUUUGAGGAGUAAUGAGUUCAUUUUUAAAUCAGAAUUUCUGUACUUAUUGCAAAAGGGAAUUGUAGUAUAUGUGAAAUCUUUGCCAUUAGGAAAUUUGAUGUACAUGUAGUGCAACAUGAGUCCAUGGAGUGAUUUUAACAUUUUAUACAGUAUUAAUGUUACUAAGUAUUAAGGGAACUACAAUUUGGAAUUUGUGAUGUUUGUAAUAGUUGUUCUUUUACAAGUCUUGAAUACAAGCCCAAGUUCAUGAAAAUUCAUGAGCAGCAUUUACAAAUUUCAAGGGCAAGAAAACUGAAAUGUAUGCACAGUGACGAUAUUUGAUGGCUGUGCUGGUGGUCUUUCUGCUACGUGCAGUCAUAUCAGUUGGUAUUUCCUAGUCCUAGUGGCACAGCUACCAAAUAUCCUAAUUGUAUAUAACGUAAGUUGCAAAAGAGCAAGGACCCACUGAUACAGUGAUAGAAGAUACCCACUGUUUGCUUUGUUAACUUUCUAAAUGAGAAUCUUCUAGAAUGGGUGGGGAGGAAGAGAGAAAAUCUUGUGAGGACUAGAAGACAUUUAUUGUCAUAACACUUCAUUAAAAUAUUAACAGUGCAAACAAAAUAUCUGGUGGGUUUUGUGGAAUGUGGGCCCAUACUGUGGCAAGUGCUCAUUUGUUUAUUAACUGUCAAGUUCAUGAAGUAAUACAAAAGCCUUGUAUCCAUAUCUUACUUGAUCAGACGUAAAUGAAAAAAUGAUGCUAUUGAACCCAAAGUUAAAGAAGUUGCGGUCAUAUGAAUACAAAUUAAAGAAACUGGUUCUUCAUUGACGUGGAAUAUAAAGUGAAGUUCAUUAACACUUUUAAAGUGUGGUUUGGACAUGUAUUUUCCAUAUCUGCAGCUUUUUGAGUUGAACAUUGUUAUGAAAUCACUGUGCACGUGGUAUAGGUGGCUUGUCUAUAGUAAUGUCAGUGUUUUUCAAUAAUUCUUAUUUUACAGUGUAGGCAAGGAACAUUACCAUCUUUUCAGACCAAAGGUAUUAUUCAUAGAAACUUAGUAUUAUUUUCAUUUAAUUUACUCUUUGUGAUAAUUUUGUAUUUCUGAAUAUCUUCACACAUGCACAAACACACCACACAUAUGUUUCACUCACAAUGUGGGACUGUCGUAAAAUUCAGAUGUUUAUGACAUCUACAAUAAAUGCAACGCUAAUGCCCUUUAAUAUGUCUGGAACACAAUCCAAUUUUCUUAAAAGUAAUUUUAAGAGAUAUUUACUGGAAGAUAUAUCUUGAAACUGAAGGUGUUUGCCAUUAUUGAAGAACUGCAAAAAAACAAGCUUUGGACAGUAUUUAUACAGGAAUGUCUAGCAAAGUCUUUGGCUAAUUCAAGUAAAAAACACUGAGUGAUAACAUUGAGGAAAGAAAUGCUGAGUGUGGGUAUGAAAGAAUACAUUAUUGUCAAAACUUACUGGUCUAAUUAAAAGUCUUCUAUUGAGGUACUUAAAAUAUCUGCACAUUUAUUUUACAGAAAUCCUAGUCUUUCAGUGGACAAUCUUAGGGUUACCAGAAGUCAUGAGUUAUUUUUAAGUAACAAAGGAACUUUGCCUUAUGUUAUUUCUUUAUUAAACUAUGCCAUUUAUGUAGUUUUGAUUAUACAUAUUAUGUUGACAUGUCAGGUUUAAUUUCAGUGUUGUAAUUAUUUCAUCAUGUACAUAUUUAGUCUGUACACAACUAUGAACUUAGUGAUUUGAAAGUGGCUAAAACGCAAAUGGAACAAACAGUUCCCAGUUCGAUUACAUGAUGCAUGAUAUUUCUGAAGAAAAAAAUGGCCAGUUGUUUUGAUGGAAGCUUAUAUAUAUAUUUGAAUAGAAGAGCAUUGAAAAUACUACUUCAUGUAUUAUUUCCAAAUAAAUAGUUCCUUAAUUCUGCGUAUCCAGAAUAAAACAUUCUCCUGGGUCUCUAUACCACACCAUGAAUGUGUGUAAUAGGACAGAUAAAUCUCCACACAUUCUUAACCUUGGAAUUAGAAUGGAAGUAACUAGUCAGCUUCAUGCUCAGAACUCUUUACCCUGAGGGAAACAAACCCAGUAUAAAUUUAUAAAACAUGAGACUACAUAAAAUGUAUGUACUUAUCAUUACAACUUUCAUGCAACACUGUAAUUUAUAAACAGAUACAAGAAAUUUUGUGCAAUAUGUUUUGUAUAUUUCCAGAAGUGGGAUAGCUAUUAAAUGUUUGGCUUUGUAUGUAUCUGGUAACCCUAAACAGAAAGUAAGAAUUGAGUACCAAUCUAGGUAUAUUAUAUUUGUAAUUCUUAUUUUAAAAUAUAUAAUUGCCUAUGUCAGGUGCCUCUUCCUAGUCAAACAUGUCUGAUAAAUAUGACAAGCCAUACUUUAUUUAAAUUUCCAAUUAUAAAUGUGUAUAAGGUAUGGUUAUUUAAGAAAUGGGUUUAGUUAGCUGUCAUAUUGAAAAGGCACUCAAUGUUUUUUACCCUGGCAUUGAAACUAAAUAGUAUUACAAACCAUCUGAGUUUUUAAUAUAAUAUUACUUUUAAAUUAUUGCUCUUGUCUUAUUGUAAUCUGAAUAACACUAUUGUUUUGUUUGUAUGUGUGGAAUUAGAUGUUAAUUUUUGCCUGUUUCGUCUCACAAGUGUGACAUUCUUGGUGCUCUAAAAAUUCUUGUAAAUAACACAAGUGAUAUGGCUGUUGUGUCUUGUAGAUUACUCCCACCCCAAAAAGUCUGUGGCUGUGUCUUACUAAGAACUAAAGAGGAAAUGUGUAAUAAUUAUAACAUAAUUAAAACGUGAUAAUCAGUACUGUAACUUUAAAAUGGUAAUAAUAUAUCAUUUUUAAAUUA
Messenger RNA from Zootermopsis nevadensis, 5738 nucleotides. RefSeq lists its product as uncharacterized. Gene Ontology annotation, cellular component: nucleus. NCBI's taxonomy places the organism in Eukaryota, Metazoa, Arthropoda, Insecta, Blattodea, Termopsidae. Gene Ontology annotation, molecular function: sequence-specific DNA binding; DNA-binding transcription factor activity, RNA polymerase II-specific. Gene Ontology annotation, biological process: regulation of transcription by RNA polymerase II. The record is from RefSeq and is a predicted model, not a curated record.